Molecule: messenger RNA, 759 nt
Organism: Impatiens glandulifera
Lineage: Eukaryota; Viridiplantae; Streptophyta; Magnoliopsida; Ericales; Balsaminaceae
Product: sigma factor binding protein 2, chloroplastic-like
Exons: 1
Coding region: 57-512 (151 amino acids)
Source: RefSeq, a predicted model, not a curated record
AGAUCACUUUACAAUUAUUAUAAGCCGCCAUUAAUUUCCACUAACAAAUUGCCAUCAUGAACAGAAGAACUAUAAGCAAGAAGAUCACCAAACAGAACAAGAUGAAGAGCGAAGAUAUUAAGGUUGUUUACAUCUCUAGUCCGGUAAAGGUCAAAACUUGUGCUUCCAAAUUCAAGAAUCUUGUUCAAGAACUCACCGGCCGUCACUCAGAUCUCUCCCGCUUUGUGGAAGCUAAUAACUCACUGUCUCCGGUUAGUACUGAUGUUGAUGAUCACAAACAGUACCUGUCAGUCGUCGAUUUAGUUGCCGGCGCCGGAGAUGAUAUUGACUCGUCGACGUCACCGGCUAGUUCGGAGUCUAAUUAUAAUUACCAGUUGGAUGAAGAAAGUCGACCGGUGAAUUGUUUUCAUCUUAACCAAUCAUCAGCCGACGGCUUAUCUUUAUUUGAAACCUCUUAUUCCCAGUUUGAUGUUGAUCGUUUUGGAAAUUACUGUUAUAUCCCCACUUUCUAGACAUACACUUAUAUAUAUAUAUAUAUAUAUAUAUUAUAUAUAUAUAUGCCAAAUUUUCUUUUUCUUUUUUUAUAUAGUAUUUGGUUUAGAGUAGGCUGAUAGUAGUAAACAUUUUUUUGUUUCUUACGAAUACUAAAGAUUAUUUAUUUUGUUAUAGGGUUGUAAACAAUAUAUAUGGUGUAUUGAAGUUUAUGUUUUUUUAUAUAAAACAUAUUAAAUGGUUAUUUAUUGAAUGGAACAUUUUUUU